Molecule: messenger RNA, 1446 nt
Organism: Musa acuminata AAA Group (dessert banana)
Lineage: Eukaryota; Viridiplantae; Streptophyta; Magnoliopsida; Zingiberales; Musaceae
Product: thioredoxin H4-1-like
Exons: 7
Coding region: 567-1001 (144 amino acids)
Source: RefSeq, a predicted model, not a curated record
GGGAACGGUUCCUCUGCUCCUCGACACCGCCCGCCCGAUGCCCCGGUCAUUUUCCUCAUCGCUCAUUUCGAUUCCAACGCCACCCAAUUGUGCCCCUCCUAUCGUCGAAGAAUUGAUCACUACGAGCAUCCGUAGAAGAGGAACCGCGAUCAUGUAGGUAUUGUUUUCUCGAUUUGAUUCAUUCCUGUUGCUCUCCGUAAGAGAAGAAUUUGGCGUGAUCGGAACCUACUCGGUUGUCCUGGUAGUAAUUGUUGCUGCUAAUCUUGUUCCUCGGAUUAUGUCGGGGGGUUCCUUUCUUUGCGCCUUCUUUGAAUGAUUUUGACGUGUACGUCUAGUCUCACUGCAGCGCACUUGUGGAUCGUGGCUCACGGCGGAUCGAGCUCUAUGUUUAGAUUAUAAAAGCACGCUGUCGCAAGAUCCCUUUAUUCAUGAGUGAACUUUCCUGAUCAAGGCACACACAGGUUGAUAAUCAGCGCAGAAGCAGAACCAUUUGAUUAAUUUAUUGAGUUUUUAUUUUCCAGCAGUGGCUGGUGAACUUCUUGUUUGUACUGUGGUGCUCAAGUCAAAUGGGAAACUGCAUAAGAAAGAAUGUGAGAAAUAGUGGCAAUGAAGAUGAGGUAGAUUUUCGAGGUGGAAAUGUGCAUGUAAUAACCAGCAAAAGUGACUGGGAACAGAAGAUUGCAGAAGCAAACAAGGAUGGCAGGAUAGUUGUGGCAAACUUCAGUGCAACUUGGUGCAGUCCAUGCAGGACGGUUGCACCUGUUUACAGGGAGCUAUCUGAAAAGUAUCCUUCACUGAUAUUCGUGACAAUAGAUGUGGAUAAUUUGAUGGAUUUUUGUUUGUCGUGGGACAUCUCAGCAACCCCCACAUUCUUCUUUCUGAAAGAUGGGCAGCAGCUGGAUAAGCUCAUCGGUGCCAAUGGGCCUGAGCUUGAGCAUAAGAUACGCUUGCUGGAUCAAUCAUGCCAAGCUCCAACUGAUGCUACUCUCCCGCUACGAUGAAGAAAGAAGGCAAAACUUUUAGGUUCAGUUCAUAGAUUGUAUUUGCUAUUUGGUGGGCCUAUUGUUCCACCAUCUAAUGCUGGUUUGGUAACACCACUAGGGAGGGAGGCCAGGAAACGAUAUGGAUGUAGUUGCAUUACCAGUGAGUUAGCAUAGUAAAGCAUGAUCUUAAGUGAGCAAUAUUUUGACAAGGGACAAGAUUUGAAGAGGCCAAGUCAGUGUAGAGCUUGGUGAUCAAUUCCUUCUAAAAGCAAGUUAUCUUUGUGAUGUGGGAUUCCAUGCGGCAAUGUAUUUAGCAGGUUUUGCUUGUCAACAAGUGGAUCAAAGCGUUUAAUAGUGUAAAUAAAUCAUUUGCAACAUGUAUAUAUUGCAACUAGACUCGUAUACGCUGCGAGUAGAAUUGCGAUAUGAAAUAUCUCUCUUUGUUCUCUCGUGCAUUAUAUUA